CCCGCCCCGUUUCCGUUGCCGCAGCUCCACGGGCAGGAGGCCGCCGGGAACCCCCUGAGCGCCGAGCCGAGCCAGCCGGCGGCCAGCGUGGACCUGGACUUCCUGGAGGAUGACAUCCUGGGCUCGCCCUCGGGCGCCGGCGCCGAGCAGCCGUGCGACAUCCUGCGCCAGAGCCUGCAGGAGGCCAACAUCACCGAGCAGACCCUGGAGGCCGAGGCCGAGCUGGACCUGGGCUCCUUCCAGCUGCCCGCCCUGCAGCCCGUGGUGCAGGCGGCCGACGGCGCCCCCCAGCUCUUCCCCGGCGGCGGCGACCUGCUGGGCAUCCAACCCCCCGCCGUGCUGGCCCACCAGGCCCUGGUGCCGCAGCCGGUGGGCGCCGCCGACGUGGUCAACAAGGCCAUCAGCGUGCAGCCCUUCCUGCAGCAGGUGGGGCUGGGCAACGUCACCAUCCAGCCCCUGCCCAACCUGCCGGGGCUCCCCAACGGCUCCCCCGGCGGCGCGCUGGGCCUGGGGCCCAUCCAGGUGGUGGGCCAGCAGGUGAUGGCCAUCAACCAGCCGGCGGCGCCGCAGCUGCUGGCCAAGCCGGCGCCGGUGGCGGCCGUGGGGGGCUACAUCGCCCAGCCCGAGGCGGCGCUGGCGGCGCCCUCCUCGCAGGGGGGGCCGGGCCUGGUGAUCCAGAAGAGCCUCCCGGCCGCCGUGGCCGCCACCACCGCCCUCAACGGCAACUCGGUGUUCGGCGGCGUCUCGCCGGCGCCGGCGCCGCUCACCGUCACCUCGGGGCUGGGCGGCUCGCUGGUGCCGGCACCCAACGUCAUCAUCCACCGCACGCCCACGCCCAUCCAGCCCAAGCCCGCCGGGCAGGUGUUGCCCCAGAAGCUCUACCAGAUCACGCCCAAACCCUUCGCCGCCGCCGCCGCCGCCGCCCAACAGCAGCAGCAGCAACAAGCGCAACAACAACAACCGCAGCAACAGCAGAACUUGACCUUCAUGGCCGGCAAAGCCGCGCCCAACGUGGUGCUCUCGGGCUUCCCCCCCAACGUCUUCAAGCCCCCGGGGGCGCCCCAGGCGGCGGCGGCGGCGGCGCUGGGCAAGCCCAUGAGCGUGCACGUGCUCAACCAGGCCGGCAGCAUCGUCAUCCCGGCCCAGCACUUCCAGGGCCAGAACCAGUUCCUGCUGCCGGGCCAGCUGGCCCAGCCGCUCUCAGCGCUGCCCGCCGGCGUGGGGGGCCAGAUCCUGGCGGCCCCUCACGGCGCCGGCCUCCUGGCCGGCCAGGGCGCGGCCGGGGCGCAGCUGAUCGCCAACCAGGCGCUGCCGGCGCAGAUCCUCACCAACCAGAACCUGGCGGGCCAGCUCAACCUGGGGCCGGUGCUGACGUCGCCCAACGCCCACGGCACCGCCCACAUCCUGUCGGCGGCGCCCAUCCAGCUGCAGCCGGGCCAGGUGGGGCAGCCGGCGCUCUUCCAGAUGCCGGUGUCGCUGGCGGGGACGCUGCCCAGCCAGAGCCAGGCGGCGGCGGCGGCGGCGGCGGCGCCCACGGUGAUCCAGGGGGUGACCUUGGCCAACCAGGUGAUGCUCAACGCCGGCGACGGGCUGGGCGCGGCCGUCAGCAUCCAGGCGGCCCCCAGCGCCGCCGCC
Molecule: messenger RNA, 1635 nt
Organism: Empidonax traillii (willow flycatcher)
Lineage: Eukaryota; Metazoa; Chordata; Aves; Passeriformes; Tyrannidae
Product: BRD4-interacting chromatin-remodeling complex-associated protein-like
Exons: 2
Biological process (GO): positive regulation of DNA-templated transcription
Cellular component (GO): SWI/SNF complex
Source: RefSeq, a predicted model, not a curated record